Molecule: messenger RNA, 1776 nt
Organism: Hipposideros armiger (great roundleaf bat)
Lineage: Eukaryota; Metazoa; Chordata; Mammalia; Chiroptera; Hipposideridae
Gene: PLA2G5
Product: phospholipase A2 group V
Exons: 6
Coding region: 755-1171 (138 amino acids)
Biological process (GO): lipid catabolic process; arachidonate secretion; phospholipid metabolic process
Molecular function (GO): calcium ion binding; phospholipid binding
Source: RefSeq, a predicted model, not a curated record
CAGAGGGAGAGAGUUUCAAGAAGGAAGAAAUGGUGACAGGGUGAUUGAGGAGGUAAAGCCUAAACAUGGGCAACACCAGGCUUGGGGGACCCCUGAGAACCGGCUCAGGGACACAGCAGAAGCCAGGCAGCCAAGGAUUAGAAGGCAGUGGACCAUGAGCAAGUGGAGGCUUCUCUGUCCAGAAAUUUGGCUUUUAGAGGAAAACGAAAGCUGGAGAGAGGUCAGCAGAGGUUUUCCCUUUUAUUGGCUUCCUUUGGUUUAGGAAGGCGAGCCUUGUGCAUGCCCGCAGACAGGAGGAGGAGCUGGUGGAGAAGGAGAAAUGAAACUUGGAAACACAGGGGAGUGUUUCCCUCAGCAGUUACGGGCCCCGGGCAUGUAUAUUUAUUGACUUGAUGCCUUUCCUGUUGGCUUCCCCCAACCAGACGGGAAGCUUGUGGGGGCCUUUUCACAGCGGGCCGCCAGCACUGCCUGGCAUGUAGCAGACACUCAGUCAGUACUUCUUGUAUUAAAUUGAAUUCACAGGGCUCCACGGGGUGCCUAGUGGUGAGACCCAAGGAAGAGAAGGGCUCAUGAAGAGCUGAAGGAGCAGCUUUCUCAGAGGGAAGAAACACAGGAAUUCGGUAGCAAGUCCGUGCAAAAAAGGAGGUGACAGCAGGGCUUGGCGACAACAUUUUAAAGUGACUCCAGAGUGGGGCUUUCACAGGCUCCUAAAUGGUCUCAGGCUGGGAGCAGGACAGAGAGCUGAACCCCAGAGAUGAAGGGCCUCCUCACACUGGCUUGGUUCCUGGCUUGUAGUGUGCCUGCUGUGCCAGGAAGCUUGCUCGACCUGAAGUCAAUGAUUGAGAAGGUGACGGGAAAGAACGCCUUGACGGACUAUAGCUUCUACGGCUGUUAUUGUGGUUGGGGCGGUCAAGGGACCCCCAAGGAUGGUACAGAUUGGUGCUGUUUUGUGCAUGACCACUGCUAUGGGCGGCUGGAGGAGAAAGGCUGCCGUAUCCGGACACAGCCAUACAUAUACAGAUUCUCACGGGGCCUGGUCAUCUGUGAGCCCGGGUCCUCCUGCCAGGUGCAGCUCUGCACCUGUGACCGGAAGCUUGCCUACUGCUUGAAGAGAAACCUAAGGACCUACAAUCCUGGUUAUAAAUACUUUCCCAACAUGUUCUGCAUGUAGUUGCCCUCACGGAGCUCCUCCCAGACCAUGCCUUUUGCUCCCUUCUCCUACAACAUGAAGCUCACCAACUUGACCCUCCAGAGAUUCCCAAGAGAGUGACUCUGGUCCUAGGACUUGGCAAGAUCAGGGUCCCUGGCCUCUACUUGUGAGGUCGGUCCUUCUGGUGCCCAGAGCUCACUCUUAAUUCCAGGCUGGCCGUUCUCGCCUCUGAAGACAGCGCCCUUUCUCCAGGAGGAAGACUUUCCUGGGGUGUAUUUACUUUUCAGCUUCUGCAGUGUGAUGAGCACUACCACCCUCUAGAGCAGCGGUUCUCAACCUGUGGGUUGCGACCCCUUUGGGGGUCGAAUGACCCUUUCACAGGGGUUGCCGGGUACUCGUAUGUGGGUGCAUCUGCAUGUGGCCCUGAAGAUGGAUAGAGGAGCGGUGUCUCGGUUCCUAAGACCAUCGAAAAUAUGUGUUUUCCGAUGGUCUUAGGCGACCCCUGUGAAAGGUUGAGAACCGCUGCUCUAGAGCAUUUUACACAAGGAGAAGCAAAAUUGACUCCAUAAAUCUCACCUGUAGAUAUUAAAUAAAAUUCCUUCUCAGGACUAAUAAAACACAUGCUA